Messenger RNA from Bolinopsis microptera, 3169 nucleotides. RefSeq names its product RNA-binding protein 26-like. Bases 3 to 2195 code for a protein of 730 amino acids. The transcript is spliced from 15 exons. Gene Ontology annotation, molecular function: metal ion binding; RNA binding. Gene Ontology annotation, cellular component: nucleus. Gene Ontology annotation, biological process: mRNA processing. Lineage: Eukaryota; Metazoa; Ctenophora; Tentaculata; Lobata; Bolinopsidae. The record is from RefSeq and is a predicted model, not a curated record.
GGAUGAUUAUUGAAGAGGUUGAAUUUCUAAAGCAAUGGCUGGUCACUCAGCUGGAAAUGAUCUCGGAAGCAGAUCCAAGCGUCCUGGCGAAGUAUGUGAUAGCUUUACUAAAAAAAGACGAGGCGUUCAAUGAAGACACAUUUGUGGAACAGUUAGAGGUUUUUCUAGAUAAAGAAACUGAGAGUUUUGUGAAAAAUUUAUACGACGUGAUCGAAAGUAAAGAAUACAUGCCAGUGCCACCUAAGAAGAAGAGAGUUUUUACCGAAGUCAAAGAAGUCAAAGCAAAGGAUGAUCCAAAACCUGAACGGAAGAUAUCCAUUGACACAAAAAAGGGGACAGAGCAAAGACUAGUUGAAUUAUCAAUAGAUGUAAAUACGGAUGAGGAUGAUAAGAUGAACGCGAGAAAGAGACGGUUUGAGGAGGACAGGGACAGGAGGAAACGUGGCAGUCGGCCCGGAGGAAGGGAAGAGGAAACAAGGAGAUUUAACACUGAAUCUUACGAAGAGAGGAGAGAUGUUAGAAGAUUCACUGAUAGAGGAGACAGAACGAGAUCAGACGAGCAAGCACCACGUGACCGUUACCCCGCAUCACGUGACAUAACACGUGACCGUGGUGACAUAACACGUGACCGUGUCGGAUACCCUAAACGAAGGUACACCCCAGACAGACACCAGUCCCGCUCCCCCUCCCCUCCCAAGAGAUCUAGAUCUCCACCCACCAGAAGAUCUAGAUCUCCAGUCAGGCAGCCUAGGAGUCCUAGAAAGAAGAGUAACUCUCCCCCGAGAAACGGGAAAGCGCGUAAAGAAAGAUGUCGUGAUUUUGACGAGAAAGGCUACUGUCUGCGUGGAGGACUGUGCCAGUAUGAUCACGGUAUAGACCCUGUAGUAGUGGAGGAGAGUAGCUUAUCCAGUGUACUUCAAGCAGCUCAGACUCCUUCUCUUCCUCCUCCUCCUCCUGGGCCGUUCAGUGGUGCCCCACCUCUAUUUCCCCCAGGUGAGACUUAUAACCCGGAUAAGCCAGCUCUGAUUAACAACCAGACCCCCCUGGUCCCAGCCCCCGCUCAGCCUCUUCCCCCACCUCGGCCUGUUACGCACGCCUCCAGUACAUCAGCUCCCUCUGCACAGAUGAGCGAGACAACACACCCCUCUAAACCUUACGUUCACACAGUCAAGAGAGCACCCUCUAGCACAGGAGUGCCUAGAAGCUUUAAACUAGUUGACGGUAGUAAUAUUAUCACCGGAGCAGUUGUGCCAGUGGAACCAACCCAGACUACCUUACUUGUCAGAGACAUCCCUUAUCAGAGUAACGAUAGUGCACUGCUGUCACAUCAUCUUGGAAAGUAUGGUCCGAUUAAGCAGCUGCAGUGUAGAGUGUAUAACGAUGUUCACACUGCUAUGGUAGAGUUCCACUCCCACGACAGUGCUGCUGCUUGUUUCAACUCUAAUAUCGCUCUACUCGGUGUCAGGUACAUAAAAUUCUUUUGGAAGGAGGUGGUCCCAAUAUCUUUAGCCCCGUCCUUAUUCAAGAACAUGGGUAAGGUCACCACUUCCUCUAUCCACCAAGACAUGAACCUGGUGAAUAACAAGACCUCGGCUCCACCACCCCCUGCUGCCUUAAGCUUAGUAACCAACAACAAACCAGCCACCACACCUCGAGAACAACCCAGACCUACAGCUGCACAGAAGAAACUGGAGCUUGCUAAAAGAACACAAGGUCUCCUUGCCCAGAACGUAGUAAACCAGAAACUAAUUCUCAGUAAGCUGGAAAGCUGUAAGGUACUAUCCGAGAAAAGGUCCAUGUUAGAAACAAUGAAGAAGCUACAGCUGUCACAUGACACUAUAAAAGCGAGCCUGGCCAGCAUAGAAAACAGUGAUCGAAAGAGAAAAGCUCCUCAACCCGUUAAACAAGCACCAGCUACCACCCUCGGUGCUUCCACCAACUUGGACUUGAGGCCCAAGGAGAUUAUUGUAAAGAACUGCAAUAACGCAGAGGAACUUCACGAACAUUUCAGUAAAUUUGGCACCUGCACUGUGAUACCCUCUGGGGUUGGUGUCAUCAUCGGGUUCGACAAACGCCGGGACGCUGAAAUGGCCUACGUAAAGGGCAGGAUUGUUGAUGACCAAGAGCUCGAUAUAGAGUGGAAUAAGACCGGUGAAGUGACUUCUUCUCAGGUAACCGUAGAACCUAUAAGAUGACGAUUUGACCAACGGUUAACUUGACGUCAGACGAUUCAGUCGAGAGGGGUAACGGUCACGUGACAUCGCAACCUAUUUCACGUGACGUAAUUACUUAAAGUGACGUCAUUACUUAAGAUUACGUCAUUACUUAAGAUUACGUCAUUACUUGAGGUGACGUUAUCGCGGCCCCUCUUAUGAACUGUUAUAGACAUGGACAAUGUAUUGUCUAAGAACAUUCAGCGACGAACGAUUUUGUGGUUGAAGUUCAGUGUAUUCGAAAGAGCAGAAUGCUUUUUCCUUUUUUGUUGUUGCCAGGACUAUGUCGCUAAUAUUGUAAAGUUAAGGCAUAUUUUCAAUGAAUAACUUUGCGGUGGGUAUUAUUGUAGCAAAGGCUAUGGGAUUGCUAGAUAUUUGAUUUGGGCUAAAAGCAAUGGAAAGGAAUCUUCAUAAUAGUUAGAAUUAUUUACCUUAUAAUGUUUCCUGUUAUUCUGACAGCAUAUAAAGGUCAGCCAAAUUUAGGCGCCCUCAAUUUCUGUGGUUCCUUGCUCAAUAUUUUCGCCAUCAUGGUUUGCUUGAAAAGCCAUGAUGGAUCCAUAAACUCGAUCUGAUGAAACUGCUGAUGAACCAAAAUAUGAACUAAAUUUCAAGCACACCACCAGAGAGAAACAUAAUUCAUUGAGCAUGGUCCUAUAACUAUAUAGGGCCUGUCUCAAACAAACUGCACGUUUUCCAAUACCUGCAACAGCUGUAGGAUAGAUAAAAUGAUCAACUUUCAAUUUCAUACAUUAACUAAUCGAUAACCUGAUUUGGCAGAAUUCGAGAAGCCGACGGGCUGUGUCGUGCCUCUUGAAUUUUGCCCAAUUUUUUCCGUUUCCAUUGUUGAUCCUUUCAAUCUUUAAUUUUGAGUUUGAGUUGAAUUAUCCAAUAUUGAAUAUUUCCAUUAUACCAACAACUGACGGUAACAUUCAAGCUCUUCCAGUUUUUACACCAUA